Closterium sp. Yama58-4 is the source of this 858-nucleotide messenger RNA. The record is from the annotation of a GenBank genome assembly. NCBI's taxonomy places the organism in Eukaryota, Viridiplantae, Streptophyta, Zygnematophyceae, Desmidiales, Closteriaceae.
GUCCCUCUCUUACAACAAGCUCUCUGGACCCAUCCCUGACACCAUCGGCUCCCUCACAAGCCUUACAAAUCUGGGGCUUCGUUCCAACAAACUCUCGGGCGCCAUUCCUCCCUCCAUUGCCUCGCUACAGAAUAUCAAUGCACUCGACCUGAGCUCCAACCAACUGUCUGGUCCCAUCCCCAAGGAGAUUGGUUCCAUGGUCGCCCUCACCAAACUUGAUAUUUCGGAGAACCAGCUUUCGGGCAACAUCCCUGCAACCUUUGGGGCACUCAUUAAAAUGAAAUUCCUAGACCUCUCAAACAACCUGCUUGAAAGCGUCCCUUCCACUUUGGGUGCACUCAGCGUGAUGUCUUACAUGUCCCUCUCUUACAACAAGCUCUCUGGACCCAUCCCUGACACCAUCGGCUCCCUCACCAGCCUUACCAAUCUGGGUCUUCAUUCCAACAAGUUAUCAGGCGCCAUCCCUCCCUCUAUUUCCUCGCUAAAAAAUAUCAAUGCUCUCGACCUGAGCUCCAACCAACUGUCUGGUCCCAUCCCCAAGGAGAUUGGUUCCAUGGUCGCCCUCACCAAACUUGACCUUUCGGACAACCAGCUUUCGGGAAACAUUCCCACAACAUUUGGAGAACUAAUGCAAAUGGAAUUCCUGGACCUCUCAAACAACCAGCUUGAAGACAUCCCUUCCAUUUUGGGUGCACUCAGUGUGAUGACUUACUUAGGGCUUCGCUCCAACAAACUCUCGGGCGCCAUCCCUCCCUCCGUUGCCUUGCUGAAAAACAUCAAUGCUCUUGACCUGAGCUCCAACCAACUGUCUGGUCCCAUCCCCAAGGAGAUUGGUUCCAUGGUCGCCCUCACCAAACU